AGAGCAGUGCGGCACGAGGAUCCGUAGGAGAAAGUCACAGUGAACGGGACAGUACUCGGCACUUGUGUGUAGUCUGAAAUACUAUACAACGAUGAAUCCGAUGAGGAAUCUGACGUCAUAUCUUCUAAUGCUAUUAUUUCUAUACAUUAAUAGUAUUCAAAGCAACACGACGCCAACGCACGGAAAGGUCGUUGCCUGUUAUGUCGCUACGUGGGCAAAGUAUAGACCUUCGUAUGGCAAAUUUACAUUGGAUAAUCUUAAACCACAAUAUUGUACACAUUUGAUUUACGCUUUCGCGGGCUUGAAUACGACUACUUGGGAAAUACAAAGUCUUGAUAGAUGGAAUGAUAUCGAGGAAGAUGGAAUUGGUAAUUACAGAAAAAUGACAGCUCUUCGUAAUCAAUAUCCAAGAUUAAAAGUUUCGAUAGCUAUCGGUGGUUGGAAUGAAGGUAGUGGAAACUAUUCUAUUCUUGCUUCUGAUAAAGAAAAGCGAAAAAACUUUGUCGACAGCGUUUUUAAAUUUCUUAGAGAAUACAAAUUCGAUGGCAUCGAUUUAGAUUGGGAAUUUCCUUCGCAGGGAGAUGGUAAACCGGAGGAUAAACAAAAUUUCCUCUUACUCGUUAAAGAUUUGAAACAAGGAUUACCUGAUUUUAUAGUAACCUCAGCUAUAAGCCCAAAUAAGAAAAUAAUUGACGAAGGAUAUGACAUUCCGGAAAUUUCCAAAUACCUCGAUUACAUACACAUUAUGGCCUAUGAUUAUCAUGGUUCAUGGGAUACAGAAAUUUUUCCGAAUGCUCCGUUAUACAGUCAAGAUAAUGCAAGCGUGGAUUUUACUGUCAGCUAUUUACUAAAAUUAGGAGCACCACCUGGAAAACUCAUUCUGGGUUUACCUAUGUACGGACGAACAUAUAUUUCAACUGACAACUUUACUUCAGGUGAAAUUCCUAUUGGAACACGCUUUGAAUCAGAAGGUUUUAAAGGACCUUAUACUGGUGUAAAUGGAACUAUGGGUUAUAAUGAAAUUUGUACAGAACUGAAGAAUACAAAUUGGAUGUCUGGAUGGGAUCUUUAUAGUAAAACACUAUACGCGGUAAAUAAAAACCGAGUGAUUAUGUACGAUAAUCACAGAAGUUUAAGAGAGAAGGUAUUAUAUGCCAAUAAAAUGAAUUUAGGUGGCGUUAUGGUUUGGAGCAUCGAUACCGAUGAUUUUCACGGAAAUUGCGGAAUUGAAUACAUAUUAAUGAAAUCUAUCAAUAGAGCUUUUAAAAAUGAAACAAAAGAAGAAGAUGAAAAUAAAGGAAAUGGAACAAGUAGAAUAUUUUCCUUGUACAAUAUAUUAACAGUAUUUUGUGCCAUUGUUAGUAUUUUUACUUUGACAAACUUAUAAUUUAAAAGAAUAGAAAAAAGAAGGAAAAUAAAUAUUGUUUACUUAUA
Vespa crabro (European hornet) is the source of this 1434-nucleotide messenger RNA. Its product is annotated as probable chitinase 2. The transcript is spliced from 8 exons. Bases 92 to 1387 code for a protein of 431 amino acids. Gene Ontology annotation, biological process: chitin catabolic process; carbohydrate metabolic process. The record is from RefSeq and is a predicted model, not a curated record. Gene Ontology annotation, molecular function: chitinase activity; chitin binding. Gene Ontology annotation, cellular component: extracellular region. Lineage: Eukaryota; Metazoa; Arthropoda; Insecta; Hymenoptera; Vespidae.